AUGGGGGUCGCGUCCGCCGCGCUCCUGGGCCUCGCGGGCGUCGCGCACGCGGACGAGGCGGAGCACGGCCUGCACUCCGCCGCCUACCCCUGGCCGCACGAGGGCAUGUUCGACUCCUACGAUCACGCGUCCAUCAGGCGCGGGCACCAGGUGUACCAGCAGGUUUGCGCCGCGUGCCACUCGCUGAACCUGGUGGCGUACCGCAACCUGGUGGGGGUGUGCUACACCGAGGAUGAGGUCAAGGCGAUGGCCGAGGAGAUCGAGGUGACCGACGGACCGGACGACACCGGCGAGAUGUUCGACCGCCCCGGAAAGCUCAGCGACAGGCUCCCCGCGCCCUACGCCAACGAGGAGGGCGCGAGGUACGCCAACAACGGCGCGUACCCGCCCGACCUUUCGCUCAUCACCAAGGCGAGACACGACGGCCAGAACUACGUGUUUUCGCUCCUCCUCGGGUACCGCGAGCCCCCCGCGGGCGUCAGCGUCCGCGAGGGCCUUCACUACAACCCGUACUUCCCGGGCGGCGCGAUCGCGAUGCCCAAGAUGCUCGUCGACGGCGGCGUGGAGUACGACGACGGCACCCCCGCGACGGAGACGCAGAUGGCCAAGGAUGUCACCACGUUUCUAGCGUGGGCGGCGGAGCCCGAGGCGGACGACCGGAAGCUGAUGGGGGCGAAGUUCAUGUUCGCCCUGAGCCUGGUGGCGGUGCAGGCUGUGUAUUACAAGCGGUGGAUGUGGUCGCCCAUCAAGGCGCGCCGUCUGGUGGUCAACGCCGUGCACUGA
Micromonas commoda is the source of this 783-nucleotide messenger RNA. RefSeq lists its product with no specific name. Bases 1 to 783 code for a protein of 260 amino acids. The transcript is spliced from 2 exons. The record is from RefSeq and is a predicted model, not a curated record. Gene Ontology annotation, biological process: mitochondrial electron transport, ubiquinol to cytochrome c. Gene Ontology annotation, molecular function: heme binding; electron transfer activity. NCBI's taxonomy places the organism in Eukaryota, Viridiplantae, Chlorophyta, Mamiellophyceae, Mamiellales, Mamiellaceae.